Molecule: messenger RNA, 1434 nt
Organism: Egretta garzetta (little egret)
Lineage: Eukaryota; Metazoa; Chordata; Aves; Pelecaniformes; Ardeidae
Product: tropomodulin-4
Exons: 12
Biological process (GO): muscle contraction; myofibril assembly; pointed-end actin filament capping
Cellular component (GO): striated muscle thin filament; myofibril
Molecular function (GO): tropomyosin binding
Source: RefSeq, a predicted model, not a curated record
AUGAUGAUCCUCCCAAGCGACAACGACGAUCCUCCCAAGCAGGCCGGUUACAAGAAAGGAAACAGUAAACCCUUCCUCAAUCUCUCUUCACCAGCAAACUGCCAAGUGCUCUGCGAGGAGGUCAGCUCGGACAGCGAUGACGAGGUGGACUCAGACUUCGACAUCGACGAGGGCGAGGAACCGGCCAGCGACCAGGACGAGAGCGAGCCCAAGCGCCACCGCCGCGUCGUCACCAAGGCCUACCGGGUGCGGGUGGGGGGUCUGGGGACCCCUGCCUGGCUCCGCGGGCAAGGGAUGGGCUCCCUGGUGGGAAAAGCCGAAGUUUAAACGAGGCCGAAGCCGUGGCCGGCCAGAGUUUUUCUCCCUCCUCACCCCAUGCGGCAGUCGACGACGGAGCACACGCGCCAAACCUUCCUGCGCAUCCAGGAGCGGCAGGUCCAGUCCAAGCGUAAGAAGGGUGGUCCCAACUACGACCGGCCUCUGACGCAGGAGGAGCUGCUGGAGGAGGCCAAGAUCACGGAGGAGAUCAACCUCCGCUCCCUGGAGAACUACGAGCGCCUGGAAGCCGACAAGAAGAAGCAGGUCCAGAAGAAGCGGAAGUGCGUGGGGCCCGUUAUCCGGUACUGGUCCGUCACCAUGCCCCUCGUCCCAGAGCCGGGCAAGGAAGAGAACGUGGACGUGGAGGGGUUGGACCAAGACCCUCCCGGUCCCGCAGCCAUCCUGGGCAUGUACACGCUGAUGAGCAACAAGCAGUACUACGACGCGAUCUGCAGCGGGACCAUCUCCAACACGGAGGGCAUCAACAGCGUGGUGAAGCCCGAUACGUACAAGCCGGUGCCGGACGAACCCCCGAACCCCACCAACGUGGAGGAGACGCUGCAGCAGAUCCAGGCCAACGAUGGGGCUCUGGAGGACGUCAACCUCAACAAUAUCAAGGACAUUCCCAUCGCCACACUGAAGGCCAUCUGUGAGGCCAUGAAAACCAACACCCACGUCAAGAAGCUCAGCCUGGUAGCCACCCGCAGCAACGACCCUGUGGCCAGUGCGGUGGCCGAGAUGCUGAUGGAGAACAAGACCCUGCAGAGCCUCAACAUCGAAUCCAACUUCAUCACCAGCGCCGGCAUGAUGAGCAUCAUCAAGGCCAUGUACCACAACACCACCCUGAGCGAGCUCAAGGUGGACAACCAGUGCCAGCGGCUGGGUGACACAGUGGAGAUGGAGAUGGCCACCAUGCUGGAGCAGUGCCCCUCAGUCGUGCGCUUCGGCUACCACUUCACGCAGCAAGGCCCCCGCGCCCGCGCCGCCAUCGCCAUCACCAACAACAACGAGCUCCGUCGCAAGCAGAAGAAAACCUAACGGCCCCCCCAGGGCACCAACGAGCUCCGGCUCCUGCUCCCCGGGGCCGCUGUAAAUAAAGACGAUGGAGAGAUGCGG